Molecule: messenger RNA, 1576 nt
Organism: Mizuhopecten yessoensis (Yesso scallop)
Lineage: Eukaryota; Metazoa; Mollusca; Bivalvia; Pectinida; Pectinidae
Exons: 3
Coding region: 192-956 (254 amino acids)
Biological process (GO): multicellular organism development; regulation of BMP signaling pathway; cell differentiation
Molecular function (GO): protein binding
Source: RefSeq, a predicted model, not a curated record
CGUUUAUCGUUUGAGGAAAAACGUUCUCUGAUAAAUUAGUCAAUGUUUACCAAAUUGAUAGCAGGACUUAAAACCGAUAAGCUUCCCAUGAUUUAUAAAUAUCCGCGUUCUAGAUAUUAGACCGACAUCCGCUACCUGGGUAUAUUAUAUCCGCACACAGAUUUACUUCUCAUAUAGCACGGGUCAACAACAUGGAAGUGUCGUGGUUGAAGGUUGCGUGUUACCUGCUGUUUCUCUGUACAGUUAUAUCAGCUGUCAGAAUGCCACAUGGUAGAGAUUUUCACCGGAAGCAAUCACAACACGUUACUGCAGACAGAACUGCAUUAACCAGAAGAACUGCUGUCGUCCCCCCACCGAAUGUUCCUCACACAGAGGGCACUCAGCCCAAGCCAGUCCGUCAGCCCUGGUACCGACACAUUGGGGCGGACACCAGACAGACCAGACACAGAUCUCACACGAAUAACAGGAGGCUGAGGGUACACAAGCAUUUCGACGAAAUCGCAAUCCACAACAUCGGGAGUAAACCUGAGCUACACGACAUUCCGAAAGGACAAGGAACGGAACAGCACCAGGACGAACUCUCUCGAAACAAUGAGCUUUCCGAUAUGAAAAUCGCUGAAAAGAAAAAUGUCGACGAAACAGUCAUCCCCAAUAUUGAUGCAAUGUUACAUCGCCAUUCAAGACGUAUGAAUAAACUUAAGAGGAAGCGGGACCAUAUAAAGAGAGUAGGACGAAGAGGUCGUCAGUCACGGAGAAAACUGUCUAGUUUUCAGAAGGGGUGUCGGAUGAGGAAGGCAUGCUCCAUACGCACCGUACACUACCGUCCUGUGUGUGGCUCAGACGGUGUCAUGUAUGACAACAGGUGCAUGCUGAAGGUGGCUGCCUGCAUGAAAGGUAGUCGACACGCAAUCAAAGUAACCAACCCUGAGGCCUGUCAGCAGCAAAGACCUCUAUAGUUACCGAUAGGAAUGUUUAUCAGCCAAUACAGACUCUGUAGUCAUUCACAAGAUCGCCUGUCAGAGGAAAUAACCACUGUACCUAUCAUCUGACUGUUUCCAGAGUCGCUAAGACUUUGAAAUAACUCAGUGGAGCACCUUUUAGAACAUCAGACCCUUGAAGCCAUCCUCCUGAAUGAUUUCCAGAUUUUGAAAUAUCUGUCGGCACAUAUCUGAGGGUAUAUCAGUCGCGAGAAGCUACCACGGCGGUACACGUAACUGACACGAUAACGAUUGAAGAUAUUUAUUAGCUGAUAUAAAUCUUUAUAGGGACUGAUAGCAAACUUAGCACACACGAUAAUUAUAUCUAUGUAGCCCUUUUUUACAGAAAUAAUUUGGUAUAAUGAUUAUUGAUAGGUUCAUUAACUUAAUACAACUUGAUUUUUGCUAUUUGUGUGUUUUUGUUGCUGCUGCCAUGUAAGUUGCAUAAGGAAAUUUAGCUCACCUCAAAACACAUAUCUAGUAUUAUGUUUUAUGAUAUUCAUUCGGCUGUUUUUCAUGGUAAUAAAGUAUGUAUCAUGGUUAAAUCAGUGUUGUUUUAACACUUUAACUGUGUCGCAAAGUAUUGGAAGCGUUUUACU